AUGCAUUUGCAGAGGAAGAUAAUAUCAGUUGCAACUUCAAUAAUCCAGGAAGCAGUGGAAGAUGGUCUGGAAAAGAGUUUCCAAGAUACUAUGGGUAUUGCUGAUUUGGGAUGUCCAUCUGGACCUAACACUGUAAUGGUAAUUUUUGAUAUAAUAGAUACAACAUAUGCCACAAGUAACCAAAAGGGAAUUCCAUUGCCGGAGUUAAGGGUUUCAUUGAACGAUCUUCCCGGUAAUGAUUUCAAUAACGUAUUCAUCUCUUUUCUGGAGUUCUACAAUCAACUCAAAACGGAGAAGAACAUUGGGCCCGAAGGGUGCUUUAUUUCAGAAAUGGUUGUUGGUGGACACAUGGUGUUGUCAUUCAUGGGAAGAGUCUCUGCUGAUCCCUCAUCAGAAGAGAGUUGCAUGCAGUGGGAACUCCUAGCGCAAGCUCUCAUGAGUAUGGCCUUAGAGGAAGUGAGAUCUGAAGUAGAAGAAGAAGGUUCAUUCACCAUUAAUUGUCUUGAGGCCUUCGAGAUUGAAUGGGAUGGGGGUGCUCCAAGCAAUAAUAAUUUCCAAAAAUACAAUAAUAAAAUCGAAAAUUAUAAUUUAUCAAGGGGUCAGCAAGUGGCUAAAACAAUUAGGGCUGUGGUUGAAUCAAUGUUGGAAGUCCAUUUUGGAACAGAAAACUAUGGAUGA
This is a messenger RNA of Fraxinus pennsylvanica, 678 nucleotides long. NCBI's taxonomy places the organism in Eukaryota, Viridiplantae, Streptophyta, Magnoliopsida, Lamiales, Oleaceae. The record is from the annotation of a GenBank genome assembly.